AUGGCGAGCGCAAUCCAACGGCUUCUUCCGGGCUCCUCCAGCGGCCGGCCCGGCGAACUCGCCCGCAUUUGUGAGCACGUUCGUCGCUCCACUGAACACAUUGAGAUUGUGCCGCAGGAGACCUGCAUUCAACAUAGCGGUAGGCUUUACUUCCAGAAGGAGAAGCUGAAAAUUCAAAUUCUGUGUUCGUAGCAUAUAAAAAACUGAAGUGAAGCGGUCCUGGGAUUUUUUUGCUUGAAUUAUUCAAAAACUCGAGUUAUAAGCUAGUGCGAGGCUGAACCUUCUGAAAGAAACUUCUGACCUAUAUCAAUCGAAAGCUGACAUCAAGACGAAUCGAAUGAUAUAAUCAGAUAAACUGUAGCUGCUCUAAGAGCCGAGUUAUAAGCCUCUGAAGUUCACCAUUAAAAUUUCAAUAGGCGUCAGAUAAAAUGCAUUUGGUGCACAGCACCACGGUGUAAUUUUCUCGCGAAAAAGAAAAAGCUCAAAUUUUUUUUCGGGUUUUCGGGAAUUUUUCCACAUCAAUCGAUAGAGGAGCCUAUUUAUAGCACGUUUAUCAUAUCACAUUCAAGGGAAAAACUCAAAAAGUGAGCAAAAAAUGGGCCCAAAAAGUUGUAAUUUCUAGACUUUGAAGCUUCAUAUCUCCGUUCAUUUUGAAGUUACAAAGGAACUGAUAACAUCUAUCGACUCGUCUUCAUGUCAGCUUUUCGAUCAUUGUUUGAGCUUCAUCCUGAAGCUUAGUAUUCCAAAUUUUGAAAAUUCAUAACUUUAUUCCUCGAAGGUUAGGGACUUUGAGACGUAGUUUUUUUUGCUCCUUUUGAUCACAUUUAUUGAUUGGUACAAAAUUUGACCCGUUUCAAAAUUUGACCUCAAAGUUUGAUCGCCUAUAACUCAGCUCCUAGUUGACCUACAGAGGUCAAACCUGGCCUCCGGUUAUUUUUUCGUCGAGAUCUAUCGAUUGAUAUAGGUUUCGUCUGGAUCGGCUUUCAUGACUUCAGAAGCUCAAAAAAAUCCUAAGGGGUACUUUUUUCUGUACUUUUUUCGAUUUUUUUCGAAAACCAAAGUUUCCGAGAUUUUUACAUCAAUCGAUAGGGAAUGACGUCAGAAGUCCAAAAAUCUAGGUUAAAAAGUUCUAAGGCUUCUAGAAUGAAAGUUAUGAUCUUCCAAAGUUAGUCAUUUCUGAAAAAAGUGAUUGAAACUCUUGAAAACUCAAAUAAUUAUAUAGCUGACAUCAAGACAAAUCGACUGAUUCACUUAGUUUCUCUGUAAGGUUAAAAUGAACCGAGAUAUGAAGCUUCAGACUCUGACAAAAAAGACUUUUUGGGCCCAUUUUUGCUCACUAUUUGAGCUAUUCCUUUGGAAGUAAUAUGAAGAAUGCACUAUUUAAAGGCUGCUCUAUCGAUCAAUGUGGAAAAAACCCCGAAAACGCGAAGAAAAAUUUUAAGGUUUUCUUUUUUUGAAAGAAAAUUGCACCAUGGUGCAGCGCGCCAAAUGCAUUUUAUCUGACGCCUAUUGAAAUUUUAAUGGCGAACUUCAGAGGCUUAUAACUCGGCUCCCAGAGCAGCUGCAGCUUAGCUGAUUACAUCAUUCGAUUCGUCUUGAUGUCAGCUUUUGAAUGAUAUAGAUUACCAGUUGAUUGAACUUCUUUACCAAGUUUCGUCAUUUUCGAAAAAAAUUCUAGCCAGGAAGUCUUUUCUUCGACAGUAAACACAAUUUUCUUUCAUAAAUCAUUUAAAAGUUCAACCUCUCAAAUUUUUGAAGAUGCUCAUUUGUAGCGAAAAGGCAACUGAUGCACAGAAAGAUGGGCGGGGCUUGUCGAUUUACGAGGAGUAUCGUUUUUUUUUCGUUAAUAAAAUUGCUGUUUCAGGGCCGGAUACGUUCGUAGAAUGCGUCACGAUCACGACUUUCCGUCCAACAACUCCACGACGAUGCAGCGAGCCGCCCCGAACACUGGGAGAGCUCAAAAAAUGA
Caenorhabditis auriculariae is the source of this 1968-nucleotide messenger RNA. The record is from the annotation of a GenBank genome assembly. NCBI's taxonomy places the organism in Eukaryota, Metazoa, Nematoda, Chromadorea, Rhabditida, Rhabditidae.